UCCACCCGGUGCGGAGACGCCUCGCCUCGCCCCGAGGUUUGCGCCGAGCCCCGGGCGUGGGGGGAGGGGACGGGAACUGCCGAGCUGCCGAGUCCCCCCCGGCUUGGAGGAGCCGGGGGCGCCCCCGAACCAGGUGAACUUUGAACGCGGAAAACUCCAGCCAGGUGCCGGGACCCGCGCGGCGCCAGACGGGACCCCGCGCACAGCGCGCGCGGGGCUGGGGAGCCGGAGCCCCGCGGCCUCCCUGCGCCCGCGCCCGGGACGGCCUCGCCUCGGAGCCCCCGGCCCUGCCCCGGCUCCGCCGCCCCGGACCCGCCGCGGCGCCCCGCGGCUGUUUCUUCCCCCUCCCCCCUUGGGGGUAGGGGUGGGGUGGGGGUGGGGUGGGGCGGGGGCUAGGGGCGCCCGCAGGGGCGCAUCUAUUGGCAGCUUUGUUAUUGAUCCGAAACUGCUGGGCCGCCAACUUGGCUGCGAGGCCGGCUUCGCGCGACCCUGGAGUUCCCGCCUCGGUCCUGUCCCCCAAACUGACAGGUGCUCCCAGCAACUUGCUGGUGACUUCUCGCCGCUCCCCCGGCCGCCCCGCGUCCCCACCCCCCCCUUCCUCCCUCGCCUUCACCCCCACCCCCACCACUUCGGCACAGCUCAGGAUUUGUUUAAACCUUGGGAAACUGGUUCAGGUCCAGGUUUUGCUUUGAUCCUUUUCAAAAACUGGAGACACAGAAGAGGGCUCUAGGAAAAAGUUUUGGAUGGGAUUAUGUGGAAACUACCCUGCGAUUCUCUGCUGCCAGAGCAGGCUCGACGCUUCCACCCCAGCGCAGCCUUCCCCUGGCGGCGGUGAAAGAGACUCGGGAGUCGCUGCUUCCAAAGUGCCCGCCGCGAGUGAGCUCUCGACCCCGUCAGCCAAAUGCUCCUCUUCGGGCUUCUCCUGCUGACAUCUGCCCUGGCCGGCCAGAGACACGGGACUCAGGCUGAGUCCAACCUGAGUAGUAAAUUCCAGCUCUCCAGCACCAAGGAACAGAACGGAGUACAAGAUCCUCAGCAUGAGAGAAUUAUCACUGUGUCUACUAAUGGAAGCAUUCACAGUCCAAGGUUUCCUCAUACUUAUCCAAGAAAUAUGGUCUUGGUAUGGAGAUUAGUAGCAGUAGAGGAAAACGUAUGGAUACAGCUUACAUUUGAUGAAAGAUUUGGGCUAGAAGACCCAGAAGAUGACAUAUGCAAGUAUGAUUUUGUAGAAGUUGAGGAACCCAGCGAUGGAACUGUAUUAGGGCGCUGGUGUGGUUCUGGUUCUGUGCCAGGAAAACAGAUUUCUAAAGGAAAUCAAAUCCGGAUAAGAUUUGUGUCUGAUGAAUAUUUCCCUUCUGAACCAGGGUUCUGCAUCCACUACAACAUUGUUGUGCCACAAUUCACAGAAGCUGUGAGUCCAUCAGUGCUACCCCCAUCAGCUUUGCCCCUCGACCUGCUUAAUAACGCUGUCACUGCCUUCAGUACAUUGGAAGAUCUUAUUCGAUAUCUUGAACCAGAUCGAUGGCAGUUGGACUUGGAAGAUCUGUAUAGGCCAACUUGGCAACUUCUUGGCAAGGCUUUUGUUUUUGGAAAAAAAUCCAGAGUGGUGGAUCUGAACCUUCUAAAAGAGGAGGUGAAGUUGUACAGCUGUACACCUCGUAACUUCUCUGUGUCCAUAAGGGAAGAACUAAAGAGAACUGACACAAUUUUCUGGCCAGGCUGUCUCCUGGUUAAACGCUGUGGUGGAAACUGUGCCUGCUGUCUCCAUAAUUGCAAUGAAUGUCAAUGUGUUCCAAGUAAAGUUACUAAAAAAUAUCAUGAGGUCCUUCAGUUGAGACCAAAGAUUGGUGUCAGGGGAUUGCAUAAAUCUCUCACCGAUGUGGCCCUGGAGCACCAUGAGGAGUGUGACUGUGUGUGCAGAGGGAGCACGGGAGGAUAACCGCAUCUGUGGCAGCCAUUGCCCAGAGCCGCCAGCUCAGUGGCUGAUUCUGUUCUAGAACUUACGCAUUUUCUCCAUCCAUAAUCUCAGUUGUUUGCUUCAGGGACUUUUCAUCUUCAGGAUUUACAGCAUGUUCUAAAAGAAGAGACACAAGCGGAAUCAGGAGUUGUGCAACAGCUCUUUUGAGAAGAGGCCCAAAGGACAGGAGAAAAAGUCUUCCAUCGUGGAAAAAAAAAGAUUAAAUGUUGUAGAUCACUAGCUAGUAACAGAGACACCGUGUCCUUACUCAGCUAGCUCUGCUCCAUAUUUCAGUUAUCUCAAGAUGGCUUAGGGUCGUGUAAGUAAAGGAAAAAACUGUGCAAAUGGGCACCUGAUUCUUUUCUCUUGCUUAACUCUAAAGCUCCAUGUGCUGGGCCUAAAAUCACAGAAAUCUGGAAUUUUUUCCCCUUAUAUUCACAUACAUAAACCAGAGCAUUCUAUGUUCUACAAUCAUGGUUUUUAAAAAGGAACUGUGUUGCUAUGAAUUAAAUUUAUGUCAUGCUGAAAGAAAGACUGGAUUUUCCAUAUUUCUUAAUUAAAAUUUCUACCAUUUAGAAGAAGAGAACUACAUUCAUGGUUUGGAAGAGACAAACCUGAAAAAGAAGAGUGGCCUUAUCUUCACUUUAUCUACAAGUUGGUUUAUUUGUUUUAUUGUGUACAUUUUUAUAUUCUCCUUUUGACAUUAUAACUGUUUGCUUUUCUAAUCUUGUUAAAUAUAUCUAUUUUUACCAAAGGUAUUUAAUAUGCUUUUUUAUGACAACCUAGAUCAACUAUUUUUAGCUUGUUAAAUUUUUCUAAACAAAUUGUUAUAGCCAGAGGAACAAAGAUGAUAUAAAAUAUUGUUGCUCUGACAAAAAUACAUGUAUUUCAUCCUCGUAUGGUGCUAGAGCUUAGAGAAAUCUGCAUUUCAAAAUAUUGAAAGGGAAGUUAAUUGAAUUUGGUAAGUUGCAAAGACAUUUUGAAAAAUAAAUAUGUCUUCCACCUCUAUUAUUGGAGAUGCAAAUUAAAGCUAUGAAAUUAGACAUUCAGAUGCCGGCAUUACUAGUCCCCAACCUUUCUUUUGGGAAAUAUGAGCCUAGCUCAGAAGAACAUAAAUCUCCUUGAAAUAAGAAACUUGGCAGUUUCCUGAGAAACAUGUUCCGCUGUCCUGUAGGUACACAUCCUAUUUAUUGUGAUGUUCUGGUUUUAUCUUUAAACUCUGUUCCAUACAUGUGUAUAAAUACAUGGAUAUUUUUAUGUACAGAAGUAUAUCCUUUAACCAAUUCACUUAUUGUACUCUUUGGCAAUUGAAAAGAAAAUCAGUAAAAUACUUUGCUUGUAAAACGCUUAAUAUUGUGCCUAGGUUAUGUGGUGACUAUUUGAAUUUAAAAUGUAUUGAAUCACCAAAUAAAAGAAUGCAGCUAUUUUGGAGAGAAAUU
Molecule: messenger RNA, 3396 nt
Organism: Talpa occidentalis (Iberian mole)
Lineage: Eukaryota; Metazoa; Chordata; Mammalia; Eulipotyphla; Talpidae
Gene: PDGFC
Product: platelet derived growth factor C
Exons: 6
Coding region: 902-1939 (345 amino acids)
Biological process (GO): positive regulation of protein autophosphorylation; platelet-derived growth factor receptor signaling pathway; positive regulation of phosphatidylinositol 3-kinase/protein kinase B signal transduction
Cellular component (GO): membrane
Molecular function (GO): platelet-derived growth factor receptor binding; growth factor activity
Source: RefSeq, a predicted model, not a curated record